AUGGACCAAAAGGACCCCAGGCAUAAGGUUGUCCAAUCAGAUGUGAGGGUUGUCACAGUUCCUCUAGUAAUGGUUCAACAGGAAUUGGAAGAGGUCAAUGUGCAAAUGCAUAUUGCCAGCCCGGCUACUAUUAAGAAAGACACUAGAUGUCUGUCAAUUGUUGGACAAGGCUCUACAAGUCAGGGAAAAGACUUUGAUGAAGAAGCACUGGAUGAUGAUUCCUUAGAGGCAGCAGUUAUCCAAAGAAUGUGUCACAGAGUAAUUAAGUCUAACCCUGUGGUGUUAGAAAGUGAGGAAUUGUAUCAAUAUAUACCGGAGACUAGUGUGUACCCACGGGAACCAGAGCCACUCAAGGAGCUGAGGAAUGCCACCGCAACCCAUCCAAGUGCAGUGUUUGGAACAUCACCAGAUGCAGGACAGCUAAUAGGGAUGCUGUUGAAGACAGUGAAUCCAAAGAAGACAAUUGAAGUUGGAGUCUUCACUGGCUACUCUCUUCUUCUCACUGCUCUUUCCAUUCCUCCUUAUAGCAAGAUUGUGGCAGUUGAUAUGAACGGCGAGACCUAUGAAAUAGGGUUGCCAUUCAUCAAAAAAGCUGGUGUUGAACACAAAAUUGACUUCAUUCAUUCCCAAGCUCUUCCCUUUCUUGAUAAACUCUUAGAAGAUAAACAAAACGAAGGGUCAUUUGAAUUUGCUUAUGUUGACGCUGACAAGGGUAACUACAUAAACUACCAUGAGAGGAUGAUGAAACUGGUGAAGGUUGGGGGUUUGGUCUUGUACGAUAACACUCUAUGGGGAGGAAGAGGAUUUGUUGCUAAGCCUGAAGAGUCUGUUCCUAUGGGCAAGAGAGAAGUGAGGAAAGCAACAAUUGAGUUCAAAAAAUUAUUGACAACUGAUCAUCGCGUUGAGAUCUCUCAUGUUCCUUCUGGUGAUGGGGUCCUUAUUUGCAAGCGUGUUUCUUAAUCUUUUCAGCUCGGAAAAUAAUUCAAGUAACACUUUAUCAUUUCGAAUGGAGCCCACAUUUUAUCAGGAUGAAAUGAA
Molecule: messenger RNA, 1038 nt
Organism: Camellia sinensis
Lineage: Eukaryota; Viridiplantae; Streptophyta; Magnoliopsida; Ericales; Theaceae
Source: RefSeq, a predicted model, not a curated record